Molecule: messenger RNA, 743 nt
Organism: Dendronephthya gigantea
Lineage: Eukaryota; Metazoa; Cnidaria; Anthozoa; Malacalcyonacea; Nephtheidae
Product: cytochrome b561 domain-containing protein 2-like
Exons: 3
Coding region: 8-721 (237 amino acids)
Molecular function (GO): transmembrane monodehydroascorbate reductase activity
Source: RefSeq, a predicted model, not a curated record
UUGGGACAUGGAGGGUAACGAGAAACAACGACAAAGCAAUGAAAGCAUUGUUCGUCCUGCAACAAAGUCAAAAGAGAAGACAAUUUAUGUUUUAUUAUUCCAAAUUAUGGUGCACUUUAUUGCAAUUGCUUUAGUGUUGUUCAUUACCUGGCACGCCCAACCGGGUUCAAGCCUCUUUUCAUGGCAUCCAACAUUAAUGAUAUUUGGUUUUGGUUUCUUCAUGUUUGAAGCAAUUUUGAUAUUCUCCAAGAGCAGUUCCCUUAUACCAUCAGCUAAAAGGGAAACAAAAGUCAAGUACCAUUGGAUCCUGCAAUUUCUAGCUGCAUCUUGUGCAGUUGGAGGCUUCCUUGCUAUAUUCAUCAACAAAAACCAGCGUAACAAAUUACAUUUUGUGUCAUGGCAUGGUUUUCUUGGUGGGAUUGCUGUGUUUAUGGCUGUUUUUCAGGCAUGCAUGGGUACAAGCCUCCUUUAUCCAAAACUACCUAUAAUCAAUAUGUUUAAACUGGCUGUCUUGAAGAAACUCCAUGCCUUAUCAGGAACACUUAUUUUUGUUUUAAGUUGUCUUGUAAUCUUCCUAGGAUUCUAUUCAAAUUGGUUUGUAAAGAAUGUCGGACUCUAUAGUGUUGCAUGGGGUUUAUGUGCUGUAUGCCCAAUAUUUUUUGCUGCAACAGUGAAUAAUCAAGUUGCUCAGUCCUAUUUGUAUAAAAAAUCUCAAGUAUAAUCACAUAUUUGCCAAUUUUUUC